Sphaerodactylus townsendi is the source of this 2302-nucleotide messenger RNA. RefSeq names its product rhotekin (gene RTKN). Gene Ontology annotation, biological process: mitotic cytokinesis; actomyosin contractile ring assembly; septin ring organization. NCBI's taxonomy places the organism in Eukaryota, Metazoa, Chordata, Lepidosauria, Squamata, Sphaerodactylidae. The record is from RefSeq and is a predicted model, not a curated record. Gene Ontology annotation, cellular component: actomyosin contractile ring. The transcript has 9 exons. Bases 252 to 1802 code for a protein of 516 amino acids.
AGAAGGGCCGCCGAUGGCGGGCCGGGCCGGGCCGGGCUAGGCGGGGCGGUCUCCUGCGCGGGCCGCGGGGCGGAGCCAGGGCAGCGCCCCACCCGCAGCCCCAGGGCGCCCAGGCGGGCUCGGCCGGCGUGCGGGGGGAGGGGCGGCCGUCGCUGGCGGGCUCAGCCGGAGCAGGAAGUCCCGCGCGCUGCGCCCGUCGCUCCUCGGUCAGACCGGGCCGGGCCGGGCCGGGCGGCAGGGGGGCCCCCACCAUGUUCCAGCGGCACCAGCCCAGCAGGGUGACGGUGGCGCGCGGCUCCGCCCUGGAGAUGGAAAUCCGACGGGGCCGCUGCCGGCUCAGCCUCCUGGCCCAGCCCGAGCAGGUCCUGCGGAACGGCAUUAAAUCCCCCGGGGCCCUGGUCUCAUUGGGCAGAGUGCUCCGUCAGGCCGGGGCCAGGACCGAAAAGGUCCUAUCCCCCCUGCUUGAGGCAAACCGGACUCCCCUUGGGCCAGGGACCACAAACACAGGCCCCGGGUUCACCGCCACGCAGAGAUGGUGCAACAGACAAAACCACGAGUCCUCCUGUGUGGGAAUAGUACCAGCUAUCCACUGGCCACUAGAGGCCCAGGACGGAGGAGGUGGCAUCCUGCCCUACCAGUCAGAGGUGGAGCCCCCAGAAAACCUCUGGAGACCACGUGUGGCUCUGGUGCUCUGGGCUGGUUGGUACCGACUCCACCCUCCCUGCUUGGAGGGGAACAUCAUCUGCCUGGUCCUCCUCACUGUUCGCAUGGGGCUGCCACCCACUGGCUUUCUUCUCCUGAAGGCCCGCCUGUCUCCCUGCCCGCCCCCCACCGCCCCGCCCAGCUCUGGGCCCCUCCUGGCUGCUCCCUGCCUGAUGCCAGCCCCCCCUGCUCCCUCUUGUCUUCCAGAGGAGAGCUCGUUUUGGCUGCCCCUGUACGGAAGUGUCUGCUGCCGACUUGCUGCCCAGCCCCGCUGCAUGGUCCACCAGAUGAUGGGCAGCUUUCUCAGGGUGCAGCCAGGGGAGCAGCCGGGCUGGCUCCGGCUCUUCUGCGUCCUGCGUGGCCCCAAACUGCUCUGCUACCACCACCCCCAGGAUGCCGAAACCCCCGUGGAGCCGGCCUUCACCAUCACCAUCAGCAAGGAGACACGCAUCCGGGUGAUGGAGCGGGACCCCAAGAACCAUUCGCAGAGCAUGUUGAUCACCAACCACUACGGGGCAGAGGAGGUGACCCACACGCUCCAGGCGGAGAACCGGGCAGAGACGCAGCGCUGGAUGGAGGCCUUCUGGCAGCACUUCUACGACAUGAGUCAGUGGAAGCGCUGCUGUGACGAAUUGAUGAAGGUGGAGGUGCCCUCCCCGCGCCGGCCCACUGCUCAGCUGCCCAAGCAGGGCUCUUUGUAUCAUGAGACAGCUAUUGAACCAGCGGAUGACAUCGAGGCCGUGACAGAGAUCCUGGCUCGUCGGGUAUCAGGUCUGGGCAGCCCUGCGUGGCUGUCCCUCUUUGAGGGGCCAGGGCCCCCUCCCGCCGUGGCUUCAGACAGUGACAGCAACUCCAGCGCCAGCCCACGCCUGCUGCACCCUCCGUGGAGGCGGCCUCGCACCCUCUCCCUGGAUGCCAAGCUGAGCCUGUUGAAUGGACGCUCCAGCCGCCCGCCCCUGCCUCGGACCCACGGCCCGUCUCCCUCCAGCUCCAGCUCCUCCAGCAGCGGGAGCCCUACCCCAGAGCCCACCCAUCCGCCGCUGCACCCCCGGGCCCACCCGACCUUCGACCCUCGCCUGUGGCUGCAGUCCCAGGUCUGACAAGACGUCCUUCGUGGCUGCUUGGGGCAGGGAAGCAAGGUCCCUCGGAGGAGGCGGGACUGGCGUGACUGACAGGGGGUGCUGGCAGCUUUCGGGAGCAGCGUCUCGUUGCGAGAGCCGGGGCUUCCGGGCUGCCUCCGCAUCCUGCCUCAGCUUGGACCACCUGGGCCCCUGUGGAGGGGAGUUUGGGGCCGGGGACCGAGUGGCUGCCCUGGCCAGAAAAUGUCUCAGGUGUCAGCCCAGGAGCAAAGAGUCCUUCUUUCGGGGAGAGACGGGGGUGCUUCGGCCUGGGGAAAGGGAGCUGUGGUGGCAGAAGGUGGCCUCCUCCAGGACUGGCGGGGGAGGGGGGAGCUCGGUGUUGGAAUCCUGCCCCCCCCCGCCCCUUUGCUCUCAUCCUGAUGUUCAGGGAUUUGUGCCAAUGUUGUGGGGAGGGGUCAUGCCAACCUAUGCGGGAGGGCUACCUCUCCUCCUUCACACAUUAAAUAUAUAUAUUCACUGUU